UUUUUGAAUUCUACAAUCAUGUACAAAUCAUGUACAGUUCUUGUGUACUGUCCUUUUUACUUUUAUUUAAAAGUAAGUGUAAAAAAAUUGCAAAAACCAGUUCAAUUAAUUGAUCCUUAAAAAUAUAAAGAAAUGGUCCAAUAAAAGGAAAGCGUGUUAAAUAAAAACUCUGCUGCGUUGUAUUGCAAAAGUCGAAAACUAACUAUAAAAGAAAAUAAUAAAAAAAAAUUUAAAAACUCUAAUGCCGAACCAAAAGAAUCCAUAAUAAAAGCAUACAUAUAUAAAAACCUCACUGCCUCAAAUCUCCCACCAAACCCAUAUGCGAAACCUCCAAGAAAUUAGAAAAGAUGUAUCAAGAAAAUUUAUCAACUCGGUUUUUGACUCAGUCAUCUUCUGCACGUUUCUGUUGGAAUCUGUCUGAGGAGAAGCAGUUUGAGAAAGCUCUGGUGCAAUUUUCUGAAGAUUUACCUGAUCGGUGGCAACAAAUCGCGGAUUGCAUAGGAAAAUCGGUUCAAGAAGUGACAGAGCAUUAUGAAGAAUUGGUUCGUGAUGUUAAUGAGAUUGACUCGGGUCGUGUUGAAUUGCCAUGUUAUAGAGAUGGAAAUAGUUGCUGGGAAAGUAUGGGGGCUGUUCCUAGCGAGAUUUCUUUUGGUGGAAAGAGUAAUAAGCAGGCUGAUUCUGAAAGAAAGAAAGGAACUCCAUGGACAGAACAUGAACACAGGUUAUUUUUGAUUGGACUACAUAGAUAUGGCAAGGGUGACUGGAGAAGCAUUUCAAGGAAUGUAGUGAUCACAAGAACACCAACUCAGGUAGCUAGCCAUGCCCAAAAGUACUUUCUGCGCCAGAAUUCUAUGAGUAUGAAAAAAGAGAGGAAAAGAUCAAGCAUUCAUGACAUCACUACUGUGGAUGACAAACCAGUUCCUCUGCCUAUCGAUCAAAGUUGGAUACCUCCACCUGGUGCUCCAGUUCAGCAACUCUCUGGAAUGCAAGAUGCACCAAUGCCCCCCGCAGGCCAUUUUCCGAAUCAAGGAGGGUCAAUGGGGUACCAAAACUACGACUUUCAUAUGUAAAGAUAGUAAGAUUUAGUAUUUUGUACAUAUAGCUGCUGUCCACAUUGGAACUCAAACUGUACAGUCCAUUCAUGUUCUUUUAUAGGUGCAUAGGAACAUAGGGAAGUGAAUCCAGUUGCACAGUUUAUGAAAUCCUUUGAAUUUAGAGAGUGAAGAAGAUAGUCAGUUUACAUAAUUGAGGAAUUAAUUCAAUGAAAUUUUAUUUUUGCUCUUUUA
This is a messenger RNA of Ricinus communis (castor bean), 1286 nucleotides long. RefSeq names its product transcription factor SRM1. The coding region runs from base 348 to 1070 and encodes 240 amino acids. The record is from RefSeq and is a predicted model, not a curated record. Gene Ontology annotation, molecular function: DNA binding. NCBI's taxonomy places the organism in Eukaryota, Viridiplantae, Streptophyta, Magnoliopsida, Malpighiales, Euphorbiaceae. The transcript is spliced from 2 exons.